CACGUGCGCGGGGAAUGGCUGGCCGUGCCCUGCAGGGACGCGCAGCUCACCGUGGGCUGGCUGGGUCGCGAGGCCGUGCGCCGCUAUGUCAAGAACAAGCCCGACAACGGCGGCUUCGCCUCGGUGGACGACGUGCGCUUCCUCGUGCGCCGGUGCAAGGGCCUGGGCCUGCUGGACAACGACGACCCGCUGGAGGUGGCCCUGGAGGACAAUGAGUUCGUGGAAGUGGUUAUAGAAGGCGAUGCAAUGUCCCCCGACUUCAUUCCAUCUCAACCAGAAGGAGUUUACCUAUACAGCAAAUACCGGGAGCCUGAAAAGUACAUCGCUUUAGACGGGGACAGUCUGACCACAGAGGAUCUGGUCAACCUGGGAAAGGGACACUACAAAAUAAAGCUCACCUCAACUGCUGAGAAGAAGGUACAAAAAUCCAGGGAAGUCAUAGAUAGUAUCGUGAGAGAAAAAACAGUUGUUUACGGCAUUACUACAGGUUUUGGGAAAUUUGCCAGGACUGUAAUUCCUAUAAAUAAGCUACAGGAGCUUCAGGUCAAUUUAGUACGUUCACAUUCUUCAGGUGUUGGGAAACCACUAAGUCCUGAGAGAUGUCGGAUGCUCUUGGCUUUGAGGAUCAAUGUCUUAGCCAAAGGAUACAGCGGCAUUUCCCUGGAGACCCUCAAACAAGUUAUCGAAGUGUUUAAUGCCUCCUGCCUGCCCUAUGUUCCAGAGAAAGGAACCGUUGCUGCCAGUGGAGACCUUGCCCCACUCUCUCAUCUCGCUCUCGGGCUAAUUGGAGAAGGGAAGAUGUGGUCUCCAAAGAGUGGCUGGGCUGAUGCAAAAUAUGUCCACGGUGUGGUGAAUGACACGAUAGCAUUUGUGAAGAACAUCAUUACCACAGAACUGAACAGUGCAACAGAUAAUCCUAUGGUCUUUGCCAGUAGGGGAGAGACUAUUUCUGGAGGAAACUUCCAUGGUGAAUACCCAGCCAAAGCCCUGGACUAUUUGGCCAUUGGCAUCCAUGAACUUGCUGCGAUUAGCGAAAGAAGAAUUGAAAGGCUCUGUAAUCCCUCCCUCAGUGAGCUGCCUGCCUUCCUGGUGGCUGAAGGUGGUCUGAACUCUGGGUUCAUGAUAGCCCACUGCACAGCUGCGGCCCUUGUUUCUGAGAACAAGGCUCUGUGCCACCCCUCGUCCGUGGACUCUCUCUCCACCAGCGCUGCCACAGAGGACCACGUCGCCAUGGGAGGAUGGGCAGCGAGGAAGGCCCUCAGGGUCAUCGAGCACGUGGAACAAGUGCUGGCCAUCGAACUUCUUGCAGCCUGCCAGGGCAUAGAGUUUCUGCGUCCCCUGAGAACAACCACUCCACUGGAAAAGGUCUACGACCUGGUGCGCUCUGUUGUAAGGCCCUGGAUAAAAGAUCGCUUCAUGGCCCCAGACAUAGAGGCAGCACACAGGCUGCUCCUGGAGCAGAAGGUUUGGGAAGUAGCCUCGCCAUACAUCGAAAAGUAUAGAAUGGAGCAUAUUCCAGAAUCCAGACCUGUUUCUCCAACAGCCUUUUCACUAGAAUUCCUACACAAGAAAUCCACCAAAAUCCCAGAGUCCGAGGAUCUGUAA
This is a messenger RNA of Galeopterus variegatus (Sunda flying lemur), 1605 nucleotides long. It is a transcript of the gene HAL, whose product is annotated as histidine ammonia-lyase. The transcript is spliced from 16 exons. Lineage: Eukaryota; Metazoa; Chordata; Mammalia; Dermoptera; Cynocephalidae. Gene Ontology annotation, biological process: L-histidine catabolic process. The annotation marks the transcript as partial. Gene Ontology annotation, molecular function: histidine ammonia-lyase activity. The record is from RefSeq and is a predicted model, not a curated record.